Messenger RNA from Alnus glutinosa, 842 nucleotides. Its product is annotated as classical arabinogalactan protein 10. The record is from RefSeq and is a predicted model, not a curated record. Lineage: Eukaryota; Viridiplantae; Streptophyta; Magnoliopsida; Fagales; Betulaceae. The transcript has a single exon. Bases 147 to 602 code for a protein of 151 amino acids.
UCAACCGAGUUUCCCAAGAACCUUCUCACUUCUCUCUCUUAUAAACCCUUCCCCUCCUCUCUCUGUCUCUCUCACUGCCUUUUUUGGUUUCUCCAUCUACAACUCGCUUCCUUUGUUUCUCAGAGUAGGCGGCGACGACGACGACAAUGGCUUACUCCAGUUUUGUGGGUUUGAUGCUUGUCGCUUUGGUGGCUGGCUCCGCUUUAGCUCAGGCUCCGGGAACCGCGCCAGCCGCUUCACCGAAAAAGUCUCCACCGGCUUUUACGCCGACGGCUACUCCUCCUCCGGCUUCUACACCGACGGCUGCUCCUCCUCCGACUCAGACCUCGUCCCCGACGCAUUCCCCCACCGUGUCUCCACCAUUAUCGGCUCCCGUGCCGACCAGCACCACGCCUCCGGCCGGUGCCCCCGCCAGCUCGCCUCCAUCUCCUCCCUCGUCUUCCCCUCCGUCGAACGCUCCGUCUGGCUCGGGUACCACGCCCUCGAUCGGCUCGCCGCCGGGUGAGUCUCCAACCAGUCCUGCCAAUGACGCAGCGUUGAACAGAGUCGCCGCCACCGGAUCCGUAGCGUCAGUGAUCUUGGCCGCGGCUUUGUUGCUGUAGAUCCCAUCGGAGUUAUGUUUCUCUCGUUGGCCUCCAUUGUCCCAGAUUCACUAGGGUUUUAUUCUAGUACUAGUUUUAUUUUUAUUUUUAAUGGAGUUCGUUUGUUUUUUUUUUUUCUUUUUUAAAUUUAUUUAUUUGGGUUUGCUGGUGGUGAUAGCGUUGGAUGAUGAAUAUUAUUUGGGUCUGUGCUCUUGAUUGGAUUGAGUUUAUUAUUAUUAUGCAGAUUAUUGUGUAUGCUUU